UUCUAAGGUGCUGGAUGACAUGUGGUGCUUCAAGCUGUUACUGUCUGAGAUGUCCUCCAGAUUAACUCACUGCUGUACUCUGGAACUGCUACCUCUCAUGGAGCUGCCAGCAGUCAAGAUUGGAAGGGCUAAACAAUUGUACAAUGCAGGAUUCAAGACUCUCAAUAUCUUGGCCAAGACUGACCCGAAGACGCUUGUUCAAGCUGUUGAUCACAUGCCCCAACGUAUAGCUCACCAGAUCAUUGCAGCUGCCAAGUUGAUGCUGUUAGCUAAAGCUGAAAGUUUACAAGAAGAAGCCGAGGAUGUGUUGGAAGGCCUCAGAGAAACUUCCAGGUGACGUCAAGCAGCCAACUAGUGAAAAUUAUAAGGCUUGUACAAUACACUACCAUCAUUACUUGAUGAAAGAACUAUCAAGGGAAACUUAACUAAGUAUUUGAACAAGGAGAAAAAUUCCAAUUAGCAGGUCCAUAUCUCCCAACUGGUAUACAAGGUGCAUUCGGAAAGUAAGUACUGUUUGAAAUAAAAACACAAACAGCCUCUUUUUUAUGAUAAUUUUGUUUUUACAUUGAAGAUUGUACCUUAAACCUUUUUCCAACAUAGUUUUCAACAUUUGUUAUACACUUUUCAUGGCAGGUGAUCAGCUUAUUUAAACAUUGUGCAACUAAACAUCUCACCAGAUGACAAGCACAGCUUGUGAUAACCUAAGCUAGUCCCAAAACAGUUCUUGAAAUUUGUGGAGAUUCAUUUUUCUUUUAACUAUGAUCAAAAUGUUACUUAAGAACAUAAAACAUACUAUUGCUAUUAAGAGCAUUUUGUUCUCCUAAAAUUUGCAUAGAAAACAUAAUUAUAGCAUUGAUAGAUA
Homalodisca vitripennis (glassy-winged sharpshooter) is the source of this 862-nucleotide messenger RNA. Its product is annotated as helicase POLQ-like. NCBI's taxonomy places the organism in Eukaryota, Metazoa, Arthropoda, Insecta, Hemiptera, Cicadellidae. The record is from RefSeq and is a predicted model, not a curated record. The coding region runs from base 20 to 337 and encodes 105 amino acids. The transcript is spliced from 3 exons.